This is a messenger RNA of Peronospora matthiolae, 831 nucleotides long. The record is from the annotation of a GenBank genome assembly. Lineage: Eukaryota; Oomycota; Peronosporomycetes; Peronosporales; Peronosporaceae.
AUGGACGCCUCCUCCCUCCGCAUCUCCAAGUUCGAUGGAACUAACUUCCACGCCUGGAAGUUCAAGAUGCAGAUGGUGCUGGAGGAACGGGACCUAUGGGAGGUCGUCAGCGGUGAGAUCAAGGCGGAACACCAUGGAAGAUUCCCAGCUACCGUUGGUCCGGUCGGCAAGUGGUGCAUGCGACGCAUGGUCAAGGUUGGAAGACCACUUCGAGAGAAGAAGAGUCUUGCCAACAAGCUGUUCUUGCGCCGUCGCUUCUUCACGACAAUGAUGGAAGAAGGCGACGAUGUGCUCGAACACAUCAACAAGCUCAAGACGCUGGCGGAACAGCUAGAAGCGGUGGGGGCUCCAGUCUGCGAGGACGAUCUGGUGAUCACACUCCUCGGCAGCCUGAGUGACUCGUAUCAAUUCUUGAUCACAGCUUUGGAGUCGCGCUCAGACACUCUUAGCUGGGAGCUCGUGACGUCUCGACUGCUUCAUGAAGAAAUGAAGCGGAAGGAGCAAGGAAGUAAAGGUGAUGAAGCUUCGCAAGGUCAAGCGUUCAUCACAAGGGACAAUCAGCGCAAAGGGCGACCAGUGAAGAAGUCCUGGCCGUGCCACAAUUGCGGAAAGAUUGGUCACUGGAUGGCGGAGUGCCCCUCGCGCAUCCAAGAAAACACGGAGAGACACCGGCCACAGCGUGCUCAAGACAGCGGCGACCGCUAUCGAUCACAACGUGCAAACGUCGCUCAAGAAGAAGACUCGGGCGACUACCUCUUUCGAUCGGUGAAACGACAUCUGCGAAAUCGAGCGACAUCUGGCUGGUCGACUCCGGGGCGACGCAGCACAUGA